Messenger RNA from Elaeis guineensis (African oil palm), 1113 nucleotides. NCBI's taxonomy places the organism in Eukaryota, Viridiplantae, Streptophyta, Magnoliopsida, Arecales, Arecaceae. The record is from RefSeq and is a predicted model, not a curated record.
CCAAAUGCCACACGGAAGAAAGACACCAAGAUCAUGGUUGUUGGCGGAGCCUCGUCCUCUUCCUCGUCGAGCUUCGUCGGAAUCGUGAGGGGCUUCUUCUCCAGGGCUCUCCACUCGUCCAAAGCCUCUGCGGGACCCGCCGCGGCCGUCCAUGGAAUCCACGUCUUCCACUGCCCGGAUGUGGUUGGGAUUGUAGCCAAGCUGUCGGAAUGUAUCGCGUUGCGAGGGGGAAACAUACACUGUGUGGAUGUGUUUGUUCCCGAGAAUAAGCAGGUCUUCUAUUCUAGGUGUGAAUUUGGAUUUGAUCCGGCAAGCUGGCCACGAGAUGAGAUCAAUAAUGACUUCAUGAAAUUAUCCACGUUAUUCAAUGCAGAAAGAUCUGUUGUGCGAGUACCUUAUCUAGACCCAAAAUACAGGAUUGCAGUUCUUGCUUCAAAGCAGGAUCAUUGCUUGGUUGACUUGUUACACAGGUGGCAGGAGGGUAGACUUCCUGUGGACAUCAGUUGUGUGAUAAGCAAUCAUGUUAGAUCUCCGAAUACUCAUGUCAUACGAUUCCUUGAAAGACAUGGGAUUCCAUAUCAUUACCUACCAACAACUCCAGGAAAUAAGAGAGAGGACGAGAUUUUGGAAUUAGUUGUAGAUACUGAUUUUCUUGUGCUUGCAAGAUAUAUGCAGAUAUUGUCUGGAAGGUUUUUAGAGAGCUAUGGCAAAGACAUUAUUAACAUUCAUCAUGGCCUUCUUCCAUCAUUCAAGGGUGGGAAUCCUUCUAAACAGGCUUUUGAUGCUGGGGUGAAAUUGAUUGGUGCCACAAGUCAUUUUGUGACAGAAGAACUCGACUCAGGUGCAAUUAUUGAACAGAUGCAGGUUGAGAGAGUUUAUCACAGAGAUACCUUACAAAGCUUUGUACAGAAAUCAGAAAACCUUGAGAAGCAAUGUUUGGCACGGGCACUAAAAUCAUACUGUGAACUUCGAGUGCUACCUUAUGAAUCAAAUAAGACUGUUGUAUUUUGAAGGAGAUUUGUUUUAAACGGUCGCAAUUUUGUAUCAACUCCUCUAUUAAUUCAGUUGAAUAAGGAUACUUAUUUUGAUAUCAUAUUUGGUUUUUAUUCUCAA